UUCUUUUUCUUUUUUCUCUCUUUCAACAUGUCUGAAAAACAACACAAAAAGGACACACUUAACCCUUUAGCAGUAGCUAAACUUCUUGGUCCUUCUAAUCCCAAGUUGGAUCACUUGAUCCGUUUCUUAAACUCUGUUCGAGGCACAGAUAAAGUGUUGAUGUUCAUUCAAUAUUGGUCCAAAGUGAUUAUUUGGUUCCUUCAAAAGCGUCAUGCUGUUCCUCUCAAGUCAACCCUCUCUGUCAUUCAACGCAUUCAAAACCUAUCAGGACCUGUCAGUGAUUUCCGUAUCUUAUUGCGUUACUAUGGUCUAUUGCCCAUGGUCCAAUACAUGAACUAUAUCGAAUACAACCCGCCUUCCAGUCCUUUGGCACUCACCAUUGAACGCCUUCAAAACUGGGCUAAUGUGAUUUAUUAUCCCUUAGAACAUAUUUAUUGGUUAGGCGCUCAUCAAGUCAUUCCUCUCAGUGAAGAAAAAACCAACAAGAUUGGUAUGUGGAGUUGUCGAUUCUGGGCUGCUUAUGUUGUAUUGGAAUACGGUCGAUUGGCUGAACAAUACAAACAAUUGAAGCUAAAAGAAACUGGUUUGUUAAGACGUAUCAAGGCAGGGGAUAUUGAAACACACGAAGAUCCUGAAGCAGAGAUGGCUGCUAUCAAGGCAGAAAGAACAACCAUGAUUGUCAACACAUGUAUUAAUACUGGCUAUUUACCUUUGACUGUUCAUUGGUCCCUGGAAAGAUCCAGUUUCCCUGAUGUUUUGGUGGGUGUAUUUGGUGGAUUUGCUUCUAUCUUUCAAAUCUAUUCUGCUUGGAAAGCAACUGCUUAGACAAAAUAAAGUGCUUUUCUAUCAGAAAUGAUCUGUUUCUGGCUCAUAUUGAAAGAAAACAUAUCACCAAAACCAUCUUUUUUGAGUUUACUAUGUAUCAGCUACAUCAACAGACGUUGCUAUGCAAGAAUAUGACAAGUUGUGAAAUGACCAGAAUAUCGUUAAAAGCCCUUACUCUACCCCCCCCCUGAGGAUUUUCUUCAUUUUCAC
Messenger RNA from Gilbertella persicaria, 1035 nucleotides. Its product is annotated as peroxisomal biogenesis factor 11. Gene Ontology annotation, cellular component: peroxisomal membrane. Bases 28 to 825 code for a protein of 265 amino acids. NCBI's taxonomy places the organism in Eukaryota, Fungi, Mucoromycota, Mucoromycetes, Mucorales, Choanephoraceae. Gene Ontology annotation, biological process: peroxisome fission. The transcript has 3 exons. The record is from RefSeq and is a predicted model, not a curated record.